GCUCAUUCUACUCUCCUUAACAAGCACGCAAGGGAAGAACUGCUUUACUCUAUAAGCUCUGGGCCGUAGUCCACGUAAAAGCUUGUAGAAGACCAGGGUCAGCUGUCGGUGAGCAUCAAGCUGCAGGGGUGUGGCCGUGUCCUCGGCGCGGGGAAGUACGCAGGCGUGUGAGUCCGGCGCGCGCAGGCGCACGAAGGGAACAGUUCGAAGUCCAGGCUGGGGGUGUCCGAGCUGCCGCGGCCGCAGAGGAGUGACGAACUGCCUGAAUAUCCGCAUUUCAGUUUCUGUGCCUUUCAAGAGUUUUAAUUCAUCAUGGAUAAUCUGUCAUCAGAAGAAAUUCAACUGAGGGCUCACCAGGUUACUGAUGAGUCUCUGGAAAGUACAAGGAGAAUCCUGGGUUUAGCCAUUGAGUCCCAGGAUGCAGGAAUCAAGACUAUCACUAUGCUGGAUGAACAAGGGGAACAACUAAACCGAAUAGAAGAAAGCAUGGACCAAAUAAAUAAAGACAUGAGAGAGACAGAGAAGACUUUAACAGAACUCAACAAGUGCUGUGGCCUUUGUGUCUGCCCAUGUAAUAGAUUCUCAGAUGUUGGUUGUUUCUAUGAAACCAGGACAAAGAACUUUGAGUCUAGUAAGGCCUAUAAGGCAACGUGGGGAGAUGGCGGAGACAACUCUCCUAGCAACGUAGUAUCUAAGCAGCCAGGCCGAGUGACAAACGGUCAGCCUCAGCAAGCACCCACAGGAGCAGCCAGCGGUGGAUACAUUAAACGUAUAACUAAUGAUGCCAGAGAAGAUGAAAUGGAAGAGAACCUGACUCAAGUGGGCAGUAUACUGGGAAACCUAAAAAACAUGGCCCUGGACAUGGGCAACGAGAUUGAGGCUCAAAAUCGACAGAUAGGCCGGAUCACAGAAAAGGCUGACACCAACAAAGAUCGUAUUGACAAUGCCAAUGCCAGAGCAAAGAAACUCAUUGACAGCUAAAGCUACUGCUGUACUUUUUUUUCUAUCAUUUAUUCACUUCUGUAGCUUCUCCUUCAAAGUCGUUGCCUUUUCAGAGUUUAAAAUUUUGGUUCCACACUCUUCUAAUCAGGAGAUAAUGUGGAAGAAGGGCAAGGAGUAACAGGCCCCCUAUUUUUACAUUUUCUUUUUCCCUUGAGGGUAGACUGCUGCUCAGCCUUCCUUCUAGUAUUUUCUUUCUCAGUUCAUACUCUUAGAUUGGUUUUCAUACAUCACAGAUAAUGCUGUUUUUCAUCUUCCUCAUUUACUUUAGCAAGUUCCUUUGCUUUCAAGACUUGGAAGCAUUGCCAAAGACAGCCAUGAAAAGGGAAGCUGGGGGCAAGGGUGGGGGAGUGCAAGAAGGAGAGGCCAGAGAUAAGAGGUUGUUACCUCAGUAAAACCUGCAGGCCACGAAACAAAGUCGCAUAGCCACAGUAAAGAUCUAGUUGGAUUUAGUUUUUAAUUUAAGUUGCAGUUAUUGUCAAUUUAGGCUAAUAUUCGGUUUUGGAGCUUUUAAACACAACAUUUUUGUUAUACGUCACAACUUUGCAACCUCUGCUCCAAAAAAGAAUAGAAUGAGUUUUCUUAAACUGAGCUUAAUUUCUGAAUUCUUGGUGGUGAUUCAUAUAUGUACAUAGAUUCUAUGAUCCCAUUUCGUAUUGCACCAUACAGGAAUACUGUGUAUAAAUGAAUGGUUUUUAUUUUCAUGUUAGUAGUAGUAUCAUGGUCCCAUUACAGGCCUAUUAACCUCAUAAAUUUCUUGUUAGUCUUUGAAGAAAAACUAUGUAAAUAUGUAUGUGUAACAUGAGAAUUUCUCUCUAAAGCAGGGCUUAAAAAUUUUUGGAAAAGUUUGACAAAGUAUAUCACGUGAAUUCAGAUUUACCUCAAUACCAAGAAUUAUGUGUAGAUAGGAAAAAAGAAACUUAUUUUGAUCUCAGGUAGAAAAAUGGUUAGAUUGCUUUGAGAUUUAUGUAGAUUUUUAAAAAGCUAGAAUUUAUUCUGUUUAACUAAAAGUGAUUUGGAAAAUUACACCUUUGGUUUUAUUAUUGAUGAUUGCACUGUCAUUGUCUUGGCCUUGUGUAUUGAACUAUGUCCAGAAUCAUGUCUAUUUAGAUCCUGAACAGUAUUAGAAGAAUCUGAUCAAUAUUUGUCACCUUUAUUUAAAAAAUAGCAUCACACACUUCAAAGCUAUUAAUGUGGAUUGGGUUGACCAAUAACCACUGCUUGAUCCUUACAAUUAAAUUUUGUAACUAACUAGUGGAAUUGUUCUUUCAGAUAGGUAGUGUGUUUCUGUGACUUUGGCAGGGGCAAUCAUUUCAUCAGCUCUUAUUUAGUAAACUGAAUAAAGCAGAGGUCCAUAAAUCAAGAAGCACUCCAGCAGAAAUCUGCCUUUCGCACCUUUUCCAUUUUCCCUGUUGAAAAUAUUGACAGGACUUUUCCUAUGAUUUGUCAUGAGGUUCAUUUUAAUCAUUACUAGUCUUUUAUUCAUUUGAGCUAAAAUACACUAGUGACUAAAAGGAUAAUGUUUAUGAGAGAGAACUACAACCCCCUUGAGAAGAUACAGUUAACAUGGGAGCUUUCAAAGACUUGAAGAGGAAAAAAUUUAAAGUGAGAUUCAGUUAGGCCCUCUCUAAUAGAAAUGCUCCAUGCCAAAAGGAGUAGUUUGGCAGGUGAUGGUAGAGGUGUAAAGUAAGAAAGUGUAAAACACUGGGGAUUGUGCUAUUCCUAAAUGCUCUUCCUAAAAGCAUUUAAAAAAACUUUUUUUUUUAACACUGUUAUGGCUAAAGGAAAUAGUUCUGAAGAUACCAAUAUGUUCCCCCCACAGUAUAACUGGUUAGAAGUUUGAGCUAAGGCACCAAAUUGUCUGGAUUUACAUUCUAGCUCUGCCACCUGCUGGCUGAGUGACUGUAAGCCCAUUUUUGUGCUGCAGUUUCCUUGUCUGUAAAUGGAGAUUACCAUUCCUACCUCUUAGAGGUCUUGUGAGGACUCAUUGUGGCAAUGCAUGUAAAGCACUUAAGAGCAGUGCCCAGCAAGUGUAAGAGGUUAAUAAAUGAUAGCUGCUAUUCUCUCUA
Equus caballus (horse) is the source of this 3068-nucleotide messenger RNA. The record is from RefSeq and is a predicted model, not a curated record. Lineage: Eukaryota; Metazoa; Chordata; Mammalia; Perissodactyla; Equidae.